This is a messenger RNA of Mangifera indica (mango), 1453 nucleotides long. Its product is annotated as probable E3 ubiquitin-protein ligase RHB1A. Gene Ontology annotation, molecular function: ubiquitin-protein transferase activity. The record is from RefSeq and is a predicted model, not a curated record. NCBI's taxonomy places the organism in Eukaryota, Viridiplantae, Streptophyta, Magnoliopsida, Sapindales, Anacardiaceae. Bases 342 to 950 code for a protein of 202 amino acids. The transcript has 5 exons.
GAAAAUAAUGUACCAACCACUGCCUGUAUUGGGUGGGUAACAGAAUUAAUUGCAGGGAUGGGAGGCUGUUGUUGUUCUUCCAGGAAACCUCAUCUACAUGGAACACCUGUAUACUACUAUUUUGCAUUUGGAUUGGAUAUUGGAGAAUUGUAAAUUUACAUCUCCAACCAGACUGCUCUUGUGGUCUACAGACUUUUAAAAAAAAAAAUUAUAUAUGAAUAUGUUUAUUUUACAAAUUAAGUGUUACAAUUAUUAUUAGGAUUUUGUUUUGAUUGGAGUAUUUGAAGUCUGAGCUAGAGGAAUGGUAAGUGUGACAUUAAUAGAUUUUAUGAGGAGUUGAGAUGAAAAUAUGGGGGGCUGUUGUUUUAAUCUUAAAUGUUUUUUCUUGGGAAGGGAUUUCGGGUGUGUCCUGUGGGGAAGCCACUGACGGAAGAAGACACAUGUAUCCACCAGCCUUGGAAGAGCAGGAGUCCUUAACAUCUCCCAGUGGCGGAGGCUCUGCCUUUACAGGAGGACUCCUGGUUGAUUUUCAUCUGGAAGGAUCAACACCUGACACUUUCCGGCCCCCUCCUGCACCUUUGCCAUAUGAUGUUGUUUUCGGAUGUCCACCAUCAACAGAUUCAGAGUCAGUUAAAGAAACUAUUAGUUGCGGUAGUUUUGAAACAUUACCCACAUGUGAAGAUCUUGAAGAAUUAGACUUAAAAAAUCAAGCUAGUUCUUUGCUUGUCUCACCAAGGAAAUCAGAAGUUGCGAAAUUAAAUGAAUCCAUGGUGGCGGAAGAAGAUGACACCUGUCCCAUUUGUCUUGAAGAAUAUGAUACAGAGAAUCCGAAACUUAUCACUAAAUGUGAACAUCAUUUUCACCUCUCAUGCAUUUUGGAGUGGAAAGAAAGAAGUGACUCCUGCCCCAUCUGUGAUCAGGAAAUGAUAUUCGAUCGCACCUUUGAUUAGUAGCUCCAAGUUUCUUUGGAUGUAGAAGUUUCUUUUCUGUUUGAAAUGAUUGCUACAGUUCCACUUCGAUCCAUGGCUGGUUGGCAAAUAGUGCUGAUGGAUCCUAUUUCAUUUGGAUUGUAAUUAUUUUGGAGGUUGAACUGUUUCGAGAUGUCAUUUAUUUGGUGGGUCAAUCCAAAGUAGAGAAAGAAAGUUAUGAUCCAGCGUCGUGGCAGGUUUCUUCUUCUUUAUACCCCUUUUCACUGGUUGACUUGAGGUAAAAGAAUGAUGUGAGCUGCACUGUUGUUGGGGUAAAUCAGAUAUACUUCAUUUUCAAAACACAGAAAUGGUCAGGUGCCCUUUCAUGUGUGUUGUCAGUGUUGAUAAAAGUUCUAUUGUAAAGUGUUCUUCCUCAUACUCAUCUUUUUCUGAAAUUCUUUGCAUGUAUUAUUCUCCAUAUGUGUGCUCAUUGCUGCUGCAUUUGUAAAUCACAUUUGUUUAAAAUUUUGAUGGGUUUGACACAA